UUUAUUGGAUCCAAUAAAUUAAUCAAAUUUCUCUCUCACUUUUCCCCACAGAUGAAAGUGUCUUGUUUCGAGCUUACUUUUUUUUUUCCCUCGCACAACAUUACGUUAGAGAAGAAUAUGGAAAGAAUUACAAUAUCAUAUUCUUAAUAUCAAUAAAUUAAUUUCUAAAGAAAUGAAAAUGUAUAUGAAGAAGGUUUAUUUAGAGGCUAGAUCAAGACCAAGAGGAACUACUGAAAAUUGUAAUGAGGUUAAACGAAAUAAUCAAGCUAAUAGUAGUAAUGAGAAUGCAAGACGGAAUGAGGUAAUUACAAAGAAGGAAAUACAAAGUUUCCUUUGCAAUUGUAAUCCUUAUAGAAAGAAUCUUGGUAGCUGGUUGUUUAAGGUUUUGGUGAUAUUAUUUAUAAUUACAAUGGCAUCAAAGAUUUAUCUUCUUAAUAGUUUUCAUGAGUUGUAUAUAAGAGAGAAAGAAUUUAUUUUCCCUCUCAUGGUGAUCAACGAGACGAGGAGGACUAGUCUUGAGGAGCGACAUCAAAAUUUCACAAGUACAAAAAAACUUAUGCCUCAAAAUAUCCAGGCACAUGAAAUUUGGAGACCAUCUAUUCAUGGACAAUAUUAUAAAUGCAACCAAAAUGCAAAGAAGGAAAUAAGAACAAAAAAUGCAACAAAUGGAUACAUUAUAAUAACGGCAAAUGGUGGUCUAAAUCAAAUGAGAGUUGGGAUUAGCGACAUGGUAGCCGUAGCAUACCUCAUGAAUGCAACUUUAGUGAGACCAAAACUUGAUCAUAACUCAUAUUGGAAAGACAAAAGUGAAUUUGCUGAUAUAUUUAGCUGGGAGCGGUUUAUCGAGGUCCUCAAACAUGAUAUUAAGAUAGUUGAAGAAAUUCCACCGGAGUUUCAAAGAAGGAAAUACUUAGUUAAAGCACCAAUUUCAUGGUCAAAGGCUAAUUAUUAUAAAUGGGAGAUGUCAAGAUUACUCAAGAAAUACAAGGUGAUACAUUUUAGCCAGACAAACUCACGUCUUGCUAAUAAUGGUCUUUCUGGCUCAAUCCAAAGAUUGCGAUGUCGUGCGAUGUUCGAAGCUCUUGAAUACACAAAUGAAAUUAAGUUACUUGCUAACAAUUUUAUCAGGAGUCUACGACGAAACGAUAAUCCUUAUAUUGCACUUCAUUUGAGGUAUGAGAAAGAUAUACUAGCAUUCACGGCAUGUACUCACAACUUAACUUUCAACGAGGCAAAGGAUCUUACAAGUAUGAGACGUCACACAACACAUUGGAAGGAAAAACGUAUAAAUGGUAAACAAAUGAGAUUAGAAGGAGCAUGUCCAAUGACUCCAAGAGAGGUUUCUAUAUUCUUCGAGGCAUUGGAAAUUCCAAAUGACACCGUAAUUUACAUAGUUGCUGGCGAAAUUUACAGUCACAGUGGUGUUGAACCUUUACGUUCAAAGUAUCCAAACUUGUUUGAUCAUACAAGUUUAUCCAUCGAACAUAAAUGGACAUCUUUUCAAGGUCAUAGUAACAAACUUGCUGCUGUAGAUUACAUGGUUGCUGUUGAGAGCGAUGUAUUUAUUUAUACUUAUGAUGGACAUAUGGCAAAGGCAGUAAAAGGUAAUAGGUUAUAUGAAGGAUUUCGGAAGACUCUUACCCCAGAUAUAAAGAAUUUUGUGAAGCUUAUCGAUCUACUAGAUAGUAAACAUCUAUCUUGGGAAGAAUUUUCUUCCAAGGUCAAGCAGUUGCACAAAGGAAGGAUAAGUGAUCCUACUUUUAGACAAGUUGGGCCUACUCCACGAGCAGAGGAAAAUUUUUAUGCAAAUCCAUAUCCUGGAUGUAUAUGUGAGAAAUUUAAAUGAUGUAAAAUCUAUAUGAAAUUUUUUUCAAAGUAAUAAUGACUUUUAAGUGGUACGUAAUUAUAAGCAAUCUUUUUUUUUUGGUGAAAAACAAAUAUUUUACUUCGUAAUCAUAUCUAUUUGAUGAAAAUGCAAUCAAAGUGUUCU
Messenger RNA from Spinacia oleracea (spinach), 1990 nucleotides. RefSeq names its product O-fucosyltransferase 19. The record is from RefSeq and is a predicted model, not a curated record. Gene Ontology annotation, cellular component: cytoplasm. Bases 173 to 1846 code for a protein of 557 amino acids. Lineage: Eukaryota; Viridiplantae; Streptophyta; Magnoliopsida; Caryophyllales; Amaranthaceae. The transcript is spliced from 8 exons.